CCACCUUUUUGUGUUUCCCGCACCGUCAAUCAAAAUAGAAAAAAAUCGACCCGAAUUCACCGAUCAACACUAGCCCGCCUUUGAUAAAACAAUCAUGUUCGGAGUUUGGUAGAUCAGAUAACCCUCCCGCUCACGCUGCGACUGGUACGCAAACGUUUAGCGCAUCGAAGCGCGCGACUACUCGGUGAGUUUGUCCGGAAAACGGCGAAACGAGCCGCGGCUUUUUUAUCUUUUGCUCCGCCGCUAACUAGCUGGAUAUGGUUAGCUAGCCGAGCUAGCGGGCUAGCCACGGAGUUGACAAAGUAAACAGUCGAUCGGGGCCGACAUCGCCCCGGAAUCCGCGCUGCAAAGUUUCAUUUGGCAGCCGGCGCCCCUCGCAGCGGAGCGUGGGGAUGUUUUUCGGGCUUUUCUGUCCGCCAGGAGUUGACGAUUACAGAGUUUCGCCGAGUUCCCCCCUCUCCCCCUGCUAGCGCCAGAGCCGCCGCCGCCGAAACAAGGAGAAAUGGCGUCCGCGGACGUGGACAGCAGUCAAAGCGAGUUCCUGCAGCCCGGCGGCGCCGCGGAAACACAGACGACAGAUAUGUCAGCCAUCCAGCUGACGGGCCCCGACCGCUGGGAGGUGCUGACCCCCGUCUCGACCGGGAAGGAAGACCACGGCGUUGUCCACAUUCAAAACUCGGGGAUCGUCACGUCCAACGGGCAGUACAUGCUUCCGAUCGGGAGUCUUCCCAAUCAGCCCAUUUACGUUACGGCGUCUGGGAAUGAGGGUGCAGCCAAUGGCGUGUCAGGCAUUCAGUAUCAGGUCAUCCCCCAAAUCCAAAAUGCAGACGGGACCCUUGCGGGAUUCUCGACACAGGGCAUGGACGACGGCACAGGGCAGAUCCAUCUCCUCCAAGAUGGCAGCCAGGGCAGCAUCGUGACAUCAGCGACCUCAGACCUCCUGACGCAGGCGGGGCAGGUGCAGUCCAUCCAAGGCGUCUCGCUGGCUGGGGGGGGCACAUACGCCAGCACCGUGGGGCUCCCCGGCAACAUCACGUUCGUCCCCAUAAACAGUGUGGACCUGGAGUCACUAGGGCUCACGGGGGCGCAGACGGUCCCCAUCGCGACCAGCGUGACGCCCGAAGGCCAGCUGAUCAUGAGCAGCCAGGCGCUGGAGAGUCACGGCCAGGACGCCGGCGGCAAACAGUCGCUGGUGACGGUGAGCAGCGCCAACCAACAGCUCUACGUGUCGACCUCCACCACCACGUCCUCGUCCAUCUCGUCCCAUCUCCCUGAGACCAUCGACGGCACCGGGGUUCUGACCCAGGCGACCGCCGUGUCUGCAGGCGUGUCCGACCCCUCGUCCUCGGAGAACUUCAACUCCCACAACCACCUGCACCAAAUCCAGGUGUCAUCCGCUAACGCCACCACUAUGUCACAGCCCAUCCUGCACCUGUCCGGGGACGGUCAGGCCCAGGUAGCCCAGGUGGCUGCGGGUCAGGACCUGACCGGAGGGGGCCAGACUCUGCAGAGCGUGCAGCUGGUCAACCCGGGCACCUUCCUCAUCCAGGCCCAAACUGUGACGGCUACGGGACAGAUUCAGUGGCAGACCUUCCAGGUUCAGGGUGUCCAGUCACUCCAGGGGCUCCAGUUGCCCCAGGGCCAGGGUCAGGCCCAGCAGUUGACCCUAGCCCCGGUUCAGACCCUCCCUCUGGGCCAGGCAGGUCAAGUGAGCCUACCCAACCUCCAGACUGUCACAGUCAACUCGGUAACACAAGCUGGAAUUCAGUACACACACGGAGAGGAUGCGAACAGUCCAAUUGGCAUCCAGAUAAAAGAGGAGCCCGACUCUGAGGAGUGGCAGCUGAGCGGAGACUCCACGCUGAACCCCAGCGACCUGAACAACCUGCGCGUGCAGAUGGGCGACGACGACAUGGACACGACGGGCGGCGAGGGCAAGAGGCUCCGCAGGGUGGCCUGCACCUGCCCCAACUGCAAAGAGUCCGGAGGAAGGGGGUCGGGCAUGGGAAAGAAGAAGCAGCACAUCUGCCACAUUGUCGGCUGCGGGAAGGUUUACGGCAAGACGUCCCACCUCCGAGCUCACCUGCGCUGGCACAGCGGGGAGAGGCCGUUCGUCUGCAACUGGAUGUUCUGCGGGAAGAGGUUCACCAGGAGCGACGAGCUGCAGAGACACCGGAGGACACACACGGGAGAGAAGAAGUUCGUGUGCACCGAGUGCUCCAAGAGGUUCAUGCGGAGCGACCACCUGGCCAAGCACAUAAAGACUCACCAGAAUAAAAAAGGCGGGGUUCCCUCCUCCGCGUCCCCGCCCACCACCGACGCCGUCAUCACGGCCGACGGAACCACGCUCAUCCUGCAGACCGCCACAGCCCAUGACCUCGUAGCCAAUCAGGAGAUUCCUUUGCAGCUGGUCACUGUGGGUGAGGUUUUGGAAUGAGGGGGUGGAAACGGGGGCGAGGCGGCUUUUUGGAGAACUGGCCUGUCACAGGGACCUCAUGGGCUCUUCUCUACCCCUCUUACCUUUUCUUUUUUUCUUUGUUUUUUUUUUUUUACAUAUGAAUAUAUACGUAAAUAUAUAUGACAAAUAUAUAUAUUUUAAGUAAGAGUUAUCAUGACUUUAUGUUUGUUUUUUGCAGUCUUUUUAUAGGCGGGCAAAAAAAAACAUUAAAAUGUGGUUGCUAUGUACUAGCGUAAAAACACACGCGCGCGCACACAACACACACACCCAGAAAACACUCAAAAAAACCCACAACAUGAAUACUUAACACAAUGAAAUGCCUUAUUUUGUAUCAUACUCUUGUAUAAAAUGCUGGAGGUGCAUGUGUUUUUUUUUAUUUUUUAAAGCUUUGCAGAUGAUGUAACUGUUUUUGAAACGGAGAAGAUAAUGACGAGCAGGAGUUGUUGGAAGAGAGAGAAACUGAAAGUUAGUGAAACAUCUCUGGGAUUAUCGCGUCUCACAAAAGUGAGUUCUCUGUUUGAAGCAGCGCAAAAAAACAUCAGCUGAGCCGGUGCUGCAGCUGCCGCCGGGAGCAACUGCCUUUUGUUUUUAAAGAAAAAUAGUUUGACAUGUCGGGUAAUCUGCUUUUUUCGCUUUCUUGCCGAGAGUCGGAUGAGAGGAGCGAUACCAGUCUGGUGCCUGGUUCUGUCCAGAGACGACAAAAUCAACCUCUCAUUACCUCUAAAGCUCGUUAGUCAACAUCUUGUGUGUUUAACUCGUACAUAAAACAACAAUUGGAAGUUUUACGGAGGGUUAUGCUCCAGACUAUAGCGGAGGAUUGUUACUGCUCCCGGCAGAGAAUAGCCAGGUACAUAAUCCUCCCGUAAAAAUGGCAGCGGAACAUGGCGCAUGAACAUGACUGGGGUGAACUCCCACUCGUUCGACGCUAAUCAUCCAGAGAUCCUUCGUUUUUCUUCUCACACGAUCUGCAACAUUUGCAUUCUCACGUACAGCCCGUUUCUCGUCCGCCUCUCAGCAAGAAAGAAAAUGAGCACAUUUUCGUAAAAUGUCAAACUUCAGCUCUGCGGCAGCAGUCGCCCAAUCGGUGACACCGAUGGUUCAAACAGAGAAGCAGGUGCAGCCGACAGUCGGAGAGGGACGACCGUGCCACUGAUACUGAUCCGAUGUGGUUUUCCCACCUUGAGCAGAUGCAAGCCGCUCUGAAUAAAAAAAGGGCAACUUCUUCUAGCAUCCGGUCAGUGUGAAACAGAAUGUCUCAUCUGUCCUCACGAGCGCGCCGUCCGCUGUGCUUGUCCACACGUAAACAUGUCUUUGUUUUCUCUUUUCUUUUCCUUUUGCAUAUUUUUGUUGUAAAUUUUGCAUUGUGUGUCAAGUUAUUAUUAUUUUUUUCUUCUUCGUGUUGCUUCGCCAAUGUGGGUGUCGUCUGAAUCAAAGCCACGCGACGGCGAUCACAGAUUAUGAAGUUGUCGAGCGGUUGCCUCCGAAUAUCCUGCAGGGCUUCUCGUUGCCACGGUCACCUGCACGUUGGCGACGGGAGGAGAACAUGUACUGGUGUUGCCAUGUGAAGAAGACGGAUGCAAAAAACGAAUCAAUGAGCCCUGGAGGGUGUGUUAUUAUAAUUUUUUUUGUCAUCGAACAUUCCAGUUGGAUACCAGAUGAUGUGGAAUUAAUUUUCUGGCCAGAUGUCACUCAAAAGGAAAACAAUCAUGCCAUUGUUAUGUUUAUUUUUUCAUUUUUUCAUAAAUUUUAUUUGAUGUAAUCCCUUCCUCUGUUUGUCAUCAUGUCUGUAGCAUUCAUUUACGUGUAUAUUAUCUUAUUUUCACAUUGUCUAUAGAAGCCAUUACUUUAGUUAACUGAAUUUGAUGAUGUAUCGAAAAACCUUAUUUUAAGUGAUUUUUUUAAAGAAUUGGUGUAAAAAUUGAAUGUUACCUUUUGUAAAACAUUUUUUUCAAAUGGAUCACAAUAAAAGUCUGAAACCUUGA
Molecule: messenger RNA, 4440 nt
Organism: Scophthalmus maximus (turbot)
Lineage: Eukaryota; Metazoa; Chordata; Actinopteri; Pleuronectiformes; Scophthalmidae
Product: transcription factor Sp3
Exons: 8
Coding region: 503-2437 (644 amino acids)
Biological process (GO): regulation of transcription by RNA polymerase II
Molecular function (GO): DNA-binding transcription factor activity, RNA polymerase II-specific; RNA polymerase II cis-regulatory region sequence-specific DNA binding
Source: RefSeq, a predicted model, not a curated record